Messenger RNA from Chenopodium quinoa (quinoa), 6747 nucleotides. Its product is annotated as callose synthase 11-like. NCBI's taxonomy places the organism in Eukaryota, Viridiplantae, Streptophyta, Magnoliopsida, Caryophyllales, Amaranthaceae. Bases 489 to 5846 code for a protein of 1785 amino acids. The transcript is spliced from 2 exons. The record is from RefSeq and is a predicted model, not a curated record. Gene Ontology annotation, cellular component: 1,3-beta-D-glucan synthase complex; plasma membrane. Gene Ontology annotation, molecular function: 1,3-beta-D-glucan synthase activity. Gene Ontology annotation, biological process: (1->3)-beta-D-glucan biosynthetic process.
UUUAAAAUUUAAAUCCAAUUAGUUGUACCAAAUUAAGAAAAAAUAGAUGACAAAAACAAGUGACAUCCGUUUACACAAUUUUCAUUUUCUCAAACGCUUAAAAUGAUAAAAUGAUAAAGUUGUUUCUACUACGCUACAAUUACACCAAAGCUGCCAACAUUAGAUAGAUUCUCGAUUCCAUCAUUUAUUUUUUAUUUUUCAAAUUUAAUUUUUUAUUCAAAAAAAAAAAAAAAAAAAACAUUAAUCCCACCUACACAUUACUCCACACAACAACACACGAACUUAACAGUCAUUCUUCAGUCUUUCUCUCUCCCCACCACCACUUUCUCUCUCCUCCCUCCACUUUCUCUCUCUUCCGCCAUUAACAAACCCCACUUGAACUUCCUCUCUUACUUCCAUUUCACAACACCCUCUUCCUCUUUCUCUCUCCUCCAUGCUACUUUAAACCCAAAUAACAAAAAAGAUACAAUCUUUUAUUUAAAAAAGUAAUGAAUCGCCGGCCAAGAGCGAAUCCCACGCGCGCGUUUCCCGACGCGCCGCCACCUAUACCACCACAAACAACCUCGUACAAACCCUUCAACAUAAUCCCAAUCCACGACCUCUUAAUUGACCACCCUUCCACGCGCUACCCUGAAGUACGCGCCGCCGCGUCAGCGUUACGCGCCGUCGAGGACCUCCGGAAACCACCCUUUCACACGUGGCACGACAACUACGACCUUCUAGAUUGGUUGGGUCUUUUCUUUGGGUUUCAAAACGACAACGUUCGGAACCAACGAGAGCACCUUGUUCUUCACCUGGCAAACUCUCAAAUGCGGAUGACACCACCGCCGUCAAACGCCGCCGUUUUGGAUUUCGACCUGGUGCGGAAGUACCGGAAGAAGCUUCUGGCGAAUUACAGUUCGUGGUGUUCGUUUGUUGGGAAGAGGUCUCGGGUUCGAGUCCCACUGUUCCGAAAAGGGAGCGAUGAAUUUCGGCGGGAGUUAUUGUAUGUAUCUCUUUACUUGUUAAUUUGGGGUGAAUCUGCUAAUUUAAGGUUUAUGCCUGAAUGUAUUUGUUAUAUUUUUCAUCAUAUGUCACAAGAACUUAAUAUGAUACUUGAUAAUCGAGAUGACCCGGAAACGGGGCGGCCGUAUUUGCCGGUAAUUAGUGGUGACAAUGCAUUUUUAGAUCAGGUUGUGAAACCCCUUUACGAUACGAUUCGGGAUGAGGUUAGUUUUAGUAAGGGUGGAAGGAAGCCACACUCGGCGUGGCGGAAUUAUGAUGAUUUGAAUGAGUUUUUUUGGAGGAAGAGGUGUUUUAAGUCGCUUAAGUGGCCUUUGGAUAGGAGUAGUAAUUAUUUUACCACGGCUAGUAAGGCGGCGAGGGUGGGGAAGACGGGGUUUGUGGAGCAAAGGUCGUUUUGGAAUGUGUUUAGGAGUUUUGAUAGGGUUUGGGUGUUGUUGUUCUUGUUCUUACAUGCCAUGAUUGUUGUGGCGUUGGAUGGGACGGAUUGGCCGUGGGAGGCGAUUGGGAAGAGGGAGGUUCAGGUCAAGUUGCUUACGGUUUUUAUAACGUGGGCGGGGCUUAGGUUGAUUCAGUCCAUUCUUGAUGCGGGGACUCAGUAUAGUUUGGUGACUCGGGAGAAGUGGUUGCUUGGUGUGAGGAUGGUGCUAAAGAGCAUGGUGGCUGUGGCUUGGAUUGUUGUGUUCUCUGUGUUUUAUGUUAGGAUUUGGAGUCAGAAAGAUAGGGAUCGUCGCCGGGGGUGGUCUUAUGAGGCAAAUCAGAGGAUACUCAUGUUUCUUAAGGCAGCCUUUGUGUUUAUUAUCCCGGAAUUGUUGGCCUUGGUUCUUUUUGUUGUUCCAUGGGUUAGGAACUUUUUUGAGGAGGUUAAUUUUCCUUUGUUGUACUUGGUAACGUGGUGGUUUCAUAGGCGGACUUUUGUGGGUCGUGCUGUGAGGGAAGGGCUGAUCGACAACAUUAAGUAUUCUUUGUUUUGGGUUUUAAUUUUGGCUGCAAAAUUUUCAUUUAGCUAUUGUCUUCAGAUCAAGCCCUUGAUAGGCCCAACAAAGGCCCUCUUGAGGUUGAGGGGUGUACACUAUAAUUGGCACGAGUUUUUCAGUAACACUAACAGAAUAGCAGUUGUAUUGCUGUGGCUUCCUGUUAUUAUUAUCUAUCUCGUGGACUUACAGAUAUGGUAUUCUGUCUUCUCCUCGUUGGUUGGUGCAUAUGUUGGACUAUUCUCUCAUUUGGGUGAGAUUAGGAAUAUUUGGCAGCUCAGGCUUAGGUUCCAAUUCUUCGCUAGUGCCAUGCAGUUCAAUCUCAUGCCAGAGGAGCAGCUGCCCACAGUGCAAGUGAUAAAUAUUGUGCACAAGCUUAGAGAUGCAGUACAAAGAUUGAGGCUUCGUUAUGGAUUUGGGAAGGCCUACAAGAAGAUUGAAUCUAGCCAGGUGGAGGCAACACGUUUUGCCUUGUUAUGGAAUGAGAUAAUUAAAUAUAUGAGGGAAGAAGAUCUUCUUGGUGAUCGAGAAGUGGAACUUUUGGAGCUUUCACCCAACUGUUGGAAUAUCAGGGUUAUUCGCUGGCCAUGUAUUCUUCUUUGUAAUGAGCUUCUUCUAUCUGUCAGCCAGGCAAAAAAGAUGGCAAAUGAUCACGACAGGUGGGUUUGGCACAAGAUGUGCAAGAGCGAGUACCGAAGGUGUGCAAUCAUAGAGGCCUAUGAUAGCAUCAAAUAUUUGCUGCUCAAUCAUGUUGUUAAAUAUGGUACAGAAGAGCAUUCAAUUGUUAUUAAUGCUUUCAAAGAGAUGGAAUACUAUAUGGAGAAUGAGAAGUUUACUACAUUCUAUAAGUUGACUUUGCUACCGCAGAUUCAUGACAGAUUGGUAACUCUUACGGAGCUUCUGCUGAGUCCUGAGAAGGAUAUUGAUGAAAUAAUUAAGGUCUUGCAGGCGUCAUAUGAGCUUUGUGUUCGUGAAUUCUCAAAAAAUAAGAGGUCCGUGGGGGAGUUAAGGGCGGUGGGUUUAGCACUUCAAAAUCCUGCCACAGAUACAGGGUUUCUUUUUGAGAAUGCUGUUGAAUUUCCUGAUGAGGAGGAUGUGUUCUAUUACAGACAGCUGCGUCGUUUGCAUACACUUCUUACUUCUAGGGAUUCUAUGCACAAUGUACCAAAAAAUAAAGAGGCUCGGAGACGCAUUUCCUUCUUUAGCAACUCUGUCUUCAUGAACAUGCCCCACGCUCCUCAGGUGGAGAAGAUGAUGGCCUUCAGUGUAUUGACGCCUUACUAUGACGAAGACGUUAUUUAUGGAACUAGCAAACUCAAAAGUGCGAAUGAGGAUGGCAUUUCCAUCUUGUUCUAUCUGCAGAAAAUAUAUGAGGAUGAAUGGGAUAAUUUCAUGGAGCGGAUGAGGAGGGAAGGCUUGGAAGAUGAGAGAGAAAUUUGGACAAUGAAGGUCAAGGAACUGCGUCUUUGGGCAUCAUACCGAGGCCAAACUCUUUCUCGUACUGUGAGGGGAAUGAUGUAUUAUUAUCAGGCGCUCAAGAUGCUUGCCUAUCUGGAUUCAGCAUCAGAAGUGGAUAUAAGGGCUGGUAGUCAACAAAUUGCCUCACAUGGUUCAUUGACUCUGAGUAAUAAUUGGGAUGGCUUAGGAUCAAUUAGAGGCUUAGGUUCAAUCAGAGUUCCAUCUUCACGCAAUCUUGGAAGAGCACCUAGUGGUAUGAAUAUCCUAUACAAAGGCCAUGAGUUUGGGACUGCUAUGAUGAAAUUUACUUAUGUGGUAACCUGUCAGGUAUAUGGGAUUCACAAAAUGGCAGGGGACUCACGUGCAGAGGAGAUCUUGUUUUUGAUGAAAAAUGACGAGGCUCUUCGAGUUGCUUAUGUUGAUGAGGUACACCUGGCGAGGGAUGUUGUAGAAUACUAUUCAGUUCUUGUUAAGUACGAUCAGCAGCUGCAGAGAGAAGUGGAGAUAUAUAGGAUCAAGUUGCCUGGUCCUGUGAAAUUGGGAGAAGGAAAACCAGAGAACCAGAAUCAUGCCAUUAUUUUUACUCGAGGUGAUGCUCUCCAGACGAUUGACAUGAAUCAAGACAAUUAUUUUGAGGAAGCUCUUAAGAUACGCAACCUCUUGGAGGAAUUCAACAAGUACUACGGGAUCAGGAAGCCAACGAUUCUCGGAGUCCGAGAAAACAUCUUCACAGGUUCUGUGUCCUCUCUUGCUUGGUUCAUGUCUGCUCAGGAGACAAGUUUUGUCACUCUUGGCCAGCGUGUUCUGGCAAAUCCUCUUAAGGUGCGUAUGCACUAUGGUCACCCAGAUGUGUUUGAUAGGUUUUGGUUUCUUACUCGUGGUGGAAUCAGUAAGGCGUCUAAGUUGAUCAACUUGAGUGAGGACAUAUUUGCUGGUUUCAACUGCACGCUUCGAAGUGGUAAUAUAACUCAUCAUGAGUACAUACAGGUGGGUAAAGGUAGGGAUGUAGGGUUGAAUCAGAUUGCCAUGUUUGAAGCAAAGGUUGCUAGCGGAAAUGGGGAGCAAGUUCUCAGCAGGGAUGUGUACAGGUUGGGCCAUCGGCUGGACUUCUUUCGGAUGCUUUCAGUCUUCUAUACCACUGUGGGUUUCUAUUUCAAUACAAUGAUGGUGGUUCUGUCCAUCUAUACCUUUUUGUGGGGCCGCUUAUAUCUUGCUCUUAGUGGCGUGGAGGAUCAUGCUGUUAAACAUAGCAGCAAUAAUGCAGCCUUAGGUGCUAUUGUGAACCAGCAGUUUAUCAUUCAAAUCGGCCUCUUCACUGCUCUCCCAAUGAUUGUGGAGAAUUCUCUGGAGCAUGGUUUUCUUCCAGCAAUAUGGGACUUUGUGAAAAUGCAGCUGCAGCUAGCUUCGUUGUUUUACACCUUCUCAAUGGGAACUAGAUGCCAUUAUUUUGGCCGAACAAUUCUUCAUGGAGGUGCUAAGUACCGUGCUACUGGACGUGGGUUUGUUGUAGAGCAUAAGAGAUUCGCUGAGAACUAUAGGCUUUAUUCUCGUAGUCAUUUUGUGAAGGCGAUUGAGCUUGGGGUGAUAUUGAUUGUUUAUGCUUCUCACAGCCCAAUGGCCACGAGUACAUUUGUCUACAUAGCCAUGUCGAUCUCUAGUUGGUUCCUCGUAGUCUCAUGGAUUUUGGCCCCAUUUGUUUUUAACCCAUCUGGCUUUGAUUGGUUAAAGACUGUAUAUGACUUUGAUGAUUUCAUAACUUGGAUAUGGUAUGGUAGUGGAGUGUCCACUAAGGCCGAAAGGAGCUGGGAAACCUGGUGGUAUGAAGAGCAGGAACAUCUCAAAACUACUGGUUUGUGGGGGAAGUUAUUGGAGAUUUUAUUAGACCUUCGUUUCUUCUUUUUUCAGUACGGCAUUGUGUAUCAGCUCAAUAUUGCUGCUGGAAAGACCAGUAUCGGUGUUUAUUUGCUCUCUUGGCUCCACUUUUUUCUACUUGUUGGGAUGUGUGUAAUCGUAGCAUAUGCCCGGGACAAGUAUGGUGCUAAAAAACAUAUCUACUUCAGGAUAAUACAGUCUUCAGUCAUAUCCCUCACUAUACUGGUGAUUGUUAUUCUGUUGAAAUUCACCAGGUUUAAAGUUAUGGAUCUCCUGACCAGUGCUCUAGCUUUUAUCCCAACAGGCUGGGGCAUCAUUCAAAUUGCUCAGGUGCUCCGUCCCUUUCUGCAAACUUCGGUUGUCUGGGACACCGUGGUUUCCUUGGCUCGGCUCUAUGAUUUGACAUUUGGCAUGAUUGUUAUGGUUCCCGUGGCUUUGUUGUCUUGGAUGCCUGGAUUUCAGUCAAUGCAAACUAGGAUCCUUUUCAAUGAAGGUUUCAGCAGGGGCCUCCAAAUUUCGCAACUUCUUACUGCCAAAUGAUAAAUCAGAAUUUAAGUGUGAAUAGAGAUUUUGCGCCAUCGGUAGGGUAUGGAAAUGAAUGCAGAUAGGCAAGCAAUUUGCUUCUUUGAUUCAGGAACCUGCUGUAUGUAUGACUUGAUUCACCCUUCACUAACCUAAAUGUGAGAAGGAAAUUUUAUUAAUUUUUGUUGUGCAGUAAUAUGAUAUCUCUUUAGUUUUAUUCUAAAUUUUCAUUUCUCAUUAAAUAUCAAUUUUCUGAUGUCGUAGCUAUUUUAGAUUUUUAAUAGAAAGGAUAUUCUCUUGCCACAUUCUGUCAUGCUGUAGUUUGUGGCCGAUUUUUUCUGUAUAUAUUAUCAAUGUUUGAAUUUUUUUUAGCUCAAUAAAGGCACCAAUUUGAUCAAGUGAAAUUCAUUCAAAUCAAAGGCAUGUCUUUCAAAUUGCAGCAUUGAAAUGUAAUGAAUUUUAAUUGUCAUCAAGUGCAACUAAUACUAAGUUACCUUAGAGCAUCCAUUCAUUGCGAAGCAUUUAUUUUAUGCACUAAAUUUCUCCAUUAUGGUUUUGCAGUAAAAUUUAAACGAUUGGCUAGAACUGAUAGUACUGUACGUCUCUAUCAGUGAUUUCACAGCUUUUUUUUAGUAUAUUUCAUCAGUAUAAAACUAUUUUCAUUACUGACUAUGCAAGUUUGUUUCAAGUUGUUUCAAGUUAUUUCCCUCGAAAAAAAGUUUGUUUCAAGUUGUGGUUAUGGCCUCUGUUAUUUUGCAAAGAGAGGUUAAAGUAGUAAAUUUUUCUGUCUUGGGAAAGAAGAGGAUGAUAACUUAAACGUUUUUCUCAAGAGCUUUAGUUUCAACUGUGAAUGUCUUCUUAUAUUCUCUUGUUGCCCUUGAUAGUGUCAACAUAUUAGAUUAUCUAUGUUUCUCCUGUC